Ostertagia ostertagi is the source of this 3495-nucleotide messenger RNA. The record is from the annotation of a GenBank genome assembly. Lineage: Eukaryota; Metazoa; Nematoda; Chromadorea; Rhabditida; Trichostrongylidae.
AUGUAUAUCCCGGUAGAUCGCGAGACGAAAUUCCGUCUGCCUGUGCCUGGAGAAGAUGGUGAUCUUCGAGAGCACCGCGCUAUUAAGUGCAUUGCUUCUAAUAGAGAAAAAUUCUUCAUGGCUGUUGUCACUUCCGACUGUAUAUACAUCUGGCUUGCUCAUACAUCACGUAACAACCUGCUGAUUUAUCGAGUAGUUGUUUCUGGCGAAAACUGUUACAAUCUCAUUGAUCCUCCUGAUGUGCAACUUCGGCGUUGCUCACAAGAACUUUUCCUACGCGGACCUCGACCGUCUAUCACCUUAGCACCGUCAGUAGUAGUCAAUCUUGCAGCAUCAGCAACUUGUUGUGUACCACUCCGUGAGGAACUUUUCGUUUGUUUGCGUAAUGGCUUCAUUCAUCACAUUUCUUGGGAGGGUCAGGUUCGAGCUGAAUAUUCAAUAAGGCUUCCGACCGUGCCUUUCGCGCAUGAUCAGUUGCAGUCGAAACCUGACUUCGUGACGGAUCCGGCUGCCCAUGUGGUUGACGCUGUUUAUGCUCCCCUAGUAGGAGGUUAUUGUAUAGUGUUAUCGGAUGGUCGCGCUGCACUUCUCACGUCAUCGGAUUCGCGAUUUCAUCCCAGUAGUAUUCUUGGUGUUUGGGCUCUCAACAUGAAAGACGCAACAUGCAGUGAUGUCAAUCACAAAUUUCGUUUGUUGACAUUCGGCUGCGCCAAUGGCGAUGUUGCGGCUUAUCACUUGGAUGAUGCCAAUGGCUCGCUUGUACAAACAUUCCGUGUCGCUCUCAAAGUGCAAAAUGGACCAGAUGUCGUCAAUCGGGUAGGAAGCGUUUCUGAUAUAGAGGUGCUGACGAAUGGAGGUGCCUUUGUGGCUGUUUGGUCGUCAAAGACAUCUACUAACAAUGGCACUGAUGCUAGUUCUUCUCAUCUACCGGCCACACUUGCCGUAUUCACGCCUUUUGGGACGCAGACGUGGUGCUCUUUGGAGUCGAUUCAGGACAGUGAUGGAGCACCCGCAGUGUCGUACACGUCUGUAGACUGGGGUCCGGAAGGUUAUCACCUGUGGUUAGGGCGUAGUGAUGGAUUAUCCAUCCUGCCAAUGGCCAGAUCUGCUGCUUUAUGUAAUCCGAUUAUGGAUCACUCGAAUCAUAUUGUCUUAAUCUGCAGUUCUAGAGUACUUAUCAGUUCAAAUAGGGAACGAGAAGGAGUAGCGAGUGCUCCACAUGCUGUUUGGACUGCAGUCAAUCCGCUCCACGAAUACCUUGCUUCGAAUUGGCCGAUACGGUUUGCCGCGGUCGAUCGAGAUUCUGCCAAGCACUUGGUUGUCGCUGGAUUGAGAGGACUGGCCCACUGUUCGCUUCCAGGGGUUAGGUGGAAAAUCUUCGGCAACGAAAGUCACGAGUCAUCUCUAAUGGUAACUGGAGGCGUCUUGAUUUGGGGAGGCACGGUCGGCACAGCUUGCUAUGAUUUGGAUUCCUGUCGUGAGCAGUUACGGUUCUAUCCCAUCAACAAAAAGCUAGACAAUCGUUAUGCCUCUAUAUUCGAACUCGAAUGCCGAGUCAUUAUGAUGUCUCUAAGAAGCGACGCCUUGGUAACUUUCGACAUUGAAGGACGCAUAAUUAUGCAUCGCUUGAUGAGAAACGAGGAGAGUGCGGGAGAUAUUGUUAAAAUCUCUGUGGAUCGUAUCGCUGAAAUCCGCGUGGGCGAUCUUGUCACUCACCCUGCCUGUUUAGUGUCUAUUCACUUGACACAAUUGAGUCUUGAUCCAUCUGCUUCCUUCUUCUUUCCUGGUGUGGAUACAGUGCUUAUAAAUGUUUCGGGACGACUGCUAACAUUGAAUCCCCAUAAAGCAUCGAAAGAGGUGACAUCUGAUGAGUCUUUUCAGCUAAAUCAACCGAUAAUGGUGGCCUCAUUCGUGGAACAAGUGUGGCAUUGUCGAGCGUUGACUGCAAGGGAACCACCCGGUCUUCCACAUCUUCUGAACGCUCUGUGGAUCAAUUGUGGAUCACGAGGAAUGCGGGUGUGGUUACCACUCAUAUCAGGACGUCGUGGAAUCGUCUCUCAGGACACAUCUUUUAUUUCAAAAAGAAUUAUGCUUCCUUUUGAGUUGGAUAUUUGUCCCCUAGUAAAUAUGUUCAAACGACUGUCUGGCUAUCGGUGUGGAAAGUUUGCCGUAUUUGCGCACCACAUUCUACGCCAGCUGUUGAAACGUAAUCUUGGUGUCUUUGCUUUGGAGGUGGCCGCAGCAUGUCGUCAUUUACCACAUUUUGCUCACUCUCUUGAGUUACUUCUACAUGGUAUCCACUACUUCCUCGAUGUGUGGCUUAGGCCAUUCCCCCCCGAAUUCCUUCGAACAGUUGCUCACUGCGCAAGAAAAACCGAACUGGCUCUUUGGUCGUCCUUAUUUGCUGUUACGGGCUCUCCUAAUGACCUUUUCGAGGUGUGCCUUCGUGAUGGUCAACUUCACACUGCAGCUAGCUACCUCAUUGUACUGCAAAGCAUUGAAAAUACGCAAACAAGCCAGGAGCAAGCUCUUCGCCUUCUUCGAGAAGCAUUAUCUGCGGGAGAAUGGAGUAUUGCGAAAGACAUGGUGCGGGGGGAGGGAGGAGUACGAUGCGAUUCACUCGUGCCAUUGGGUCGGAGGAUAUGGAUAGCCCUGCAAGGUGCCAGAAUAGCGAAGGUCCGCCAUUCGCAUGCUGAAACUCGAGAGCUGAAUCGUAAGGACUCGGCGGGAAGUGGGAAACGGGUGAAUAGGCAUGCUUCCAAUGAUAUUGGACCGCCAUCUCCAACUCAACUUAAUCCCGUUGCCGAAAAAAUGGGCGCAAUUUUGGAAAGAUACUUUGUCUCCGCUCUUGAACUCGACACAUCCCGCAUACUUGUUUCCUCUCGAAAAUUUGUACAUAAUUUCCCGAACGCACUCACACGACUUCACUCUCAGUUUGCUUGGCCUUAUCCAGUCGCCAGUAAAAAAGUGGUCGACCAGCUGGAGAAAAUGUUCGGUUCUAUGCGAUGUAGCCAAAGUGCAGCGUGCUUGAAUGGUGGACCUUCGACAGAACUGAAGAAAACUCCAAUUCAGUCCAUUCCCGUAGCAGCAGCAAUAAUGCCCCACCCGGAUCAGUAUUGGGGUCGCCUUGUAGUAGCACAAUUGACAACAUCGACUCGAGGAAGUAUAGGAAGUGAUUGGCACGGUUUGUUGUUGCUUUCGCAUCUGUAUUUGCACGGAAUGACAGUUGAAUUUAAAGGCUUGAAGUUGCUUGUGGGGGAAACAUCCAAUAAAGGAUCAGCGGAAAGCCUAGCACAAAUGUCGCAUCUGAUGUCUUGGUUCUCUACUGCUGGUUGUCUGGAUUGGAUGUUCCUAAUUUGCGUUGUCUCUCGAGAUAUUGUUCAACUACGGCGCGAGAUUAAUCCAGAAUCGGCCCAGAAGGCCGGUGUGGAUGCUUUCAAGCAUACAAUGUUUGGAUGCGACGAUCUUCUUGAGUGGGCGAGGCAGAAUUGGUAG